This is a messenger RNA of Anoplopoma fimbria (sablefish), 1404 nucleotides long. RefSeq names its product claudin-34-like. NCBI's taxonomy places the organism in Eukaryota, Metazoa, Chordata, Actinopteri, Perciformes, Anoplopomatidae. Gene Ontology annotation, biological process: cell adhesion; bicellular tight junction assembly. The transcript has 2 exons. Bases 228 to 950 code for a protein of 240 amino acids. Gene Ontology annotation, molecular function: structural molecule activity. Gene Ontology annotation, cellular component: plasma membrane; bicellular tight junction. The record is from RefSeq and is a predicted model, not a curated record.
CGUGAAGGAGGCUCGGCUCAGCAAACACCAUCAGGGAGCUGCAGGUUUCCCAGGUAACCCAGGUAACCGAGGAGCAUCAGAGCUGCAGCCACAGAGCGAGGCCUCUCUGCUGGAGAUAAAGUGUGAUCCCGAGGCCUUCCACCUGGAUUUGGUCUCUUAACGAUGCCCAGUUUUGGAGGGAUCAGGACUUUCGUGGAUACCUGACCCUCUGUCGUGGCUCCACUGCUAUGACCUACCUGGCUCACACCGCCCAUGCUCAGCUCGCCGCCCUCUGGCUGGCCUGCGUGGGCUGGACUCUCACCGCCGUGGCGCUCGGACUCAUCCAGUGGAGGGUCUGGCUGGUCUCUGACAGGGAGGUCAUCAGCUCCGGGGUGGCCUGGGUGGGCGUCUGGCGGGCCUGCUUCAACAGCCACACCCAUGUGAGCCCUGGCUUUAGGGUCAUGCACUGCAGGUACAUCAGCCUGACGGAGGCCUUCACGCCGCCGGAGAUCGCGGCGGGUCAGGUUCUCAUGCUCCUGUCUGUGCUGGUGGGGCUCAGUGGGAACGCUGGCGGCGUUUACGCCCUGAAGAACAUCUACUUUGGGACGGGGAAGAGCUCCCUAAUCCGCUUGCCGUUCUUCAUCUCCGGCGCUCUGUGCCUGUUGGCCGCCGUGAUGUCACUCAUACCUCUCCUGUGGAACCUGAUCUCAGUGGUGGCCAAUCACACCAUCGAGUUCCCCCCCGAGUUUAAAAUGCCCCCGGCUCCAGAUUCCCAACGUGUUGGGUCUGGCAUCGGGGUGGGGAUGGUGGGGACGGUCCUCAUGAUCGUGUCUGGGAUUAUGUUCUGUAUGUACAGGUCACCAGUGAGGUCACGGCAGCUGGACGCCUCAGUACCUGCACAGUCAGUGACUGAGAGCAGGCGGGCCGGGGGGGAAGAUAACCCGGCGUUUGAGUCUCAGGAACACUUGUGAUGCGUCUGUUUGGAUGUUUCACACGGACUCAAACAAAUCCAAACCCCAACCUUUAAAAUAGUUUGAUUUGCUGAAUGAGAUUGAACUGAAGAAAGAAAAGUAAAAAGGGGUGUUUAGUAAAUCACGUUCUGGUUUUGAUCCGUUUCCAGCAUCAUAGCUGAUUCUAUUCGUUUAGUGACUCAUCUAAUUUUGUGCUCUGGGGAAGGAACAUUUUAAUCUUUUGGCAGCAAACAAACCUCAGACUGAGCUUUUGAUAACAUUAAAAUGUCCAUGUUCACUAUUUGUUUUUGCUUGUUUGUUUAGGUAUGACGUGGAUCCAUAGAUCAGUAGAAUAAUGUACAACGCUCUCACAAAAGAUGGAUAAAUAAAUGGAGCACAUUAAACUUUUACAUAGAUUUUGUUUUACUUUUAUCUGAUAUUUCUAGCAUUUAUGGCGCUGUGUAAAUUAAUUAGA